Messenger RNA from Ostrea edulis (European flat oyster), 2174 nucleotides. RefSeq lists its product as uncharacterized. Bases 585 to 1001 code for a protein of 138 amino acids. The transcript has 3 exons. The record is from RefSeq and is a predicted model, not a curated record. Lineage: Eukaryota; Metazoa; Mollusca; Bivalvia; Ostreida; Ostreidae.
AUAGGUCUAAAUUUGCGGGACUUCACCUACAAUGGUGACGUCUCAUUAUGAGUGAAAAAUUCUCGACGGGAUAUAUAGAAUAAACGAGCAACUCCAGUGGUUACAGUUUCACUCAACAACAUAUCUAUCAAAAGUUUUCAUUCUGCCCAUGAAUUUAUUAGAAAAAGUGUUGAAGCACUUCCUUACGGGCAAGCACUUCUAUCCAACAAUUAAUGAACUUUUCAGAAAGUUCCAUAACCUGCUCUGAAUAAUAAUGAUACAUUUAAAAUGCAUUGUUUGCCAUUGACAUAGAUCUGCCAGCACCCCAGCUAGAUCGAUGAGAUUUAUUAUUUACAAAGCAGAUUUUCGAUAAAGCGUUUAAAAGUAAGAGCGAUAAAACAGUUUUCCUAAUCUAUCCUGUGUAUAUACCUUGACUGCGAGUUUAUGGUGUAUAAGUUGUGUGGCAGACUGGGAAGUAUGCAUGAACAAUAGCAGUCACCAGGGACACCGCAAACACAGCGUAGAACGGAAGUGAACUUGUGUGUAUUAGCAGUACUGGGGUGUUGGAAUAUCAUAUGGGAUAUCGGUCUGUUUAGGACACGACAAUGGCCGCAGCAAAACCCGCACCCACGGGACGGGCGCUUGCUGGGUGCAAUUUUGUUGCCCAGGAUCAAAUUUGGAAAGACCAUGUUCACCACGAAGAGGUAGCGUCUAAAUCUUGGCCAAACCAGUGGGGAUUUCUUACGACCAAAUAUGAAGAUCUUGUAAAAGAUGACUAUCCUAAGAAAGAUCAAUCGGAGAAAGCCGAUUUAAAGAGCCUCAUGCAAGUGAAACCAGUCACACCCAUUGAGGAAUAUAUUCAAGUAGACCCCUCCCCAAAACCAGUUCCUAAGACAACUGCCCAAGCCAUAGGAUGGCGGUCUGCUGAGAAGAACCUCCAGUUAGAGAAAUAUGGCAAAUAUGCAAAACCCAAAGGAGGGCUUGUUAAACAAUUAAAUUGGCCCAUGGAGGGAAUUAUAUAAUGUUUGAGGAUUUUCUAGCAGUUUUAUUUUAACACUGAGGAACUUGCUCAUAAGUAUGAAAACAGUAUUAUUUAUGUCUGCAUUGUCUGUGGUGCAUUUUAUGAGUGCUGUAAAGAUAUCUGUGUUUAAUUUUCUUUGAGUCAGCAUUUCCAGAUUUUUUCCCAAGCAUUCAAAAGUAUCUACUGGAGGCAUAGUGAAUAAAAAAUGUUCUAUAACAAUAUUCAUUAUAUAUACUUUGUGCAUAUAGAAUACUAACAAAUGAGAAAGGCUGAGGGAAAAAAAGUUGCCGAAAAAAGUAAAAAAAUUUGUGAUAACAAAUCAGAGAAUAAUAUGUGCAUCUUAAUUUUACUUGUAAACACGCAAUUUGAUUGGUUCAUUUGACUGUAGCAAUAGUCUUUAUAAUCAUAAAGAAUAUUGAACAAAGUUGCCAUUUAGUUCCGUUAUGACGUCACAAUCCGUUUGAGUGACUGUUCUGUUUCCAUUUUGUUGCUAUGGCAAUAUUGAUCCACGUCAUAUAAAAUUUAUGUUUUCUUUAAAAUUAUUUUUAAAAAAAAUAUUAAAAAAUGGGAUUUACUAAAUUAAAUUAUAAGGAAUGAAAGUAAUUUUUACUCAUUUCAUAGAUAUAAAGUAAGUUCGGGCAAAUUAUACAUUAUAAACCACAUAUAAAAUUAGCAAAAAUUACUUACAAUACAUAAAUGAAUGUUUCCACCUUGGAAUUACCUUGUUACACAUGUAAUUCCAUAAAUAAUGUGUAUUUGGUUAUCCACACACUAGUAUCAGCCAUGCAUGUAUAAAAGAAGAUUUGGGAAAAUAUUUGAUAAGAAUUUUACCAACAGUCUUGUGAAUGGAAAUGCAGUACUACAGAAUGAGUAUUAUGCAGUGCAGUGAAUCUUUUUUGCUGUUUUUCAGGAGAUUUAAUUUGUAGUAUAGAUAGAUAGGCAAUUUUUGUUAUCCCUCCCACUUUACGCAUUUUUUUUCUUGAAUGUUGGAUGAAUAAUGCACAGUCUUUCAUACUGGGUAGUUUUAUAGUUAUCAAAUGGUUGCUUUAUUAUGAAACCUACAGUCUCCUGUUCACAUUGUAUUACCAAUGCAUUAGUAAGCACUCAUGCAUGCUCUUUGUACUCUGAACAUUGUUCUUUAUCAGAAAAAAUAAAAAUAAAUGCAUGUAUACAA